UCUUCCAACCCGACUCGAGCCCGCUCGUUGAUCAGGCGAAUGCUUGUUUCCUGUUCUCUCGUCAUCUCCCUCGAUGUGGCAGGCAUCCUCUCCAUUCGUCGCCAAAACCAUUCCGGCGGCGGCGGCGGCGGCGGCGGCGAGGCCGCGCUCUUUUCCGGCGCCGAGUGCCCGGAGGAACGCCAAUUCGACGGCCUCUAUCUCCACCGAGGACGUUGCGGGUGCAGCACCGCCUUUUCCGGCCCCACUUCAAACGCCGAAGUCCGAUGCCAUCUCCGCUCGCCAGUACCGCUCUCUGGUUUCUUCGCCCUCUACGCCCGUUCGCGCCCUGAAAGAUUUGAGCUUGCGACCUUCUCCUGAACUGGGUCUUCUCUCUCUCUUGUUCGUGCUCUCCAUGGCGAUCGGUUCGGUUAUCUCUUUGGCAAUCGUGUCCAUCCCGGCCAUGAGCGCGUUUCGGAGAUUAGCGACCUCCAUGAAUGACCUGUCCAGAGUGGCGUCCGAGGAGGUGCCGGGGACUCUGACUUCCCUGAAGCUCUCGGGCCUUGAGAUCAGUGAAUUGAACCAGCAGCUCAGCAAUCUCAGGCAAAAGAUCUCUGGCAGUAAUGGGAAGAGAGAGAGGGGCGGUAAGCCUAGGUCUUCCCGGAGGAGGAAUUACCCUUUUGUUUGACUGAUGAGUACAGGUUGGCUGCUUGAUUCAUGCUUGUGUUUGUAAAGUAUACAGCAAUGUGAGUUUGAUGUGUGUAAAUGACCUCAAAAGUCAUCCCCUUAACUUAGAGAGGCUGCAAUUGCGAUGAACUUGGCUUGCUUCUGCAUUAAGUCCUCUUUGUUGAGAGGUUGGACUCAUAGCAAAUAGUUAAUCAAGUGUUCAUAUAUAAUCCAGUAUUGGUGAACGCUGCAUUCAGAAGUGGAUUUUUUUUCAUA
Molecule: messenger RNA, 918 nt
Organism: Eucalyptus grandis
Lineage: Eukaryota; Viridiplantae; Streptophyta; Magnoliopsida; Myrtales; Myrtaceae
Exons: 4
Coding region: 74-664 (196 amino acids)
Source: RefSeq, a predicted model, not a curated record